Messenger RNA from Manduca sexta (tobacco hornworm), 2690 nucleotides. RefSeq names its product probable maltase-glucoamylase 2. NCBI's taxonomy places the organism in Eukaryota, Metazoa, Arthropoda, Insecta, Lepidoptera, Sphingidae. The record is from RefSeq and is a predicted model, not a curated record. The coding region runs from base 106 to 1530 and encodes 474 amino acids. The transcript has 2 exons.
UUAUUAUAUUAACGUAACAACCAAAACUAAGAUAUUGAUGUGUUCAGAUUAAUUCUUUUCAAAAUUGAUAGAGUAUUCAACAAGCACACAAAAAGUGUAUAAAAAAUGUUUAAGAGAAUUUUAAUUGUGUUCUUUUUGUGUUCCGUUUAUAAAACAUGUGUCGGUUUUAAGUUGAAAUUUAAUGAAUACAGUGAUCAAAGUGUAUGUAAUACUUUACGUGUGAAUGAAACAAAAAACACUGAUAAUAAUAAAUACAGUGACAAUAGUGCUCAAAAUGAAGAAUAUGUUUCUUGCGCUAUAACAGAAGAAUUUCCUUUGACUAAUGGGAUUAUACAAGCGUCUAUAGAUGUAAAAAAAUCACAGAAUGUUGAAUUAUCGUUAAUGGUUUUUAAAGAAAAUAUCAUCAUCGGAAAUGAAACCAAAACCUUUGCUUAUGAAGUAGGUGUUAUCCGACAACAGAUAACAGUCCAGAUAUCAGCACAUGGUCGUGGAUACGCUAUUAUUUUGGGGCGAGCUAAAAAAAGAUCUUCGGUAGCUGUCCAGUCAAUCUCUUUCUCCCCGUUUUCUCAAACUGAGCAAUUAGACAUAUCGUCUUAUAAUGAACCAUUAGCCAUAAAACACGUUUUAGCAAAUAAUGAAAUUAAAAACAAUGCUCUACAAUUCCCUAUCGAGACGGAUGUAUCGCCUUUGGAGAAUACUAUCGGUAUACCAGCACUUAGUGAAAUUAAUACAUCAAAUACGAGGCUAGAACCAGCGACGACUAUAGUCACUGUUCCUUUUCCAUCUGUCGGUGGGCAACCAACAACAACAAGUACAACACCUUUAGUAACAGUUCCAUUCCCUACUGUCGGCGAGCUACCAACAACAAAAAGUAAAACACCUUCAGUAACAGUUCCUUUCCCUACUGUCGGUGAGCUACCAACAACAACAAGUGCAACACCAUCAGUAACAGUUCCAUUCCCUACUGUCGGUGAGCUACAAACAACAACAAGUACAACUCCUUUAGUAACAGUUCCACUCCCUACUGUUGGUGAACUACCAACAACAACAAGUACAACACCUGUAGUAACAAUUCCAUUCCCUACUGUUGGUGAACUACCAACAAUAACAAGUACAACACCUUUAGUAACAGUCCCAUUCCCUACUGUUGUUGAACUACAGACAACAACAAGUACAACUCCUUUAGUAACAAUUCCGUUCCCUACAAUCGGAGAGCUCGAUUUCCCAAGUACAACUGUUGAACCAUCUACAUCCGAUGUAACUACGGAAGAAACUGUAUGGGAUGGUGUCAUCACUGUACCAUUUCCAACAGUUAGUGAAAUUGUUGUUACAACGGAACCACCAGGAGUUGAAACAACUGAAACCGUUGAAGAAACGACGCCUGUUGAUUCAGAAGAUGUCGGUGCAUUAGAAUCGUUCGUUCUAUUCUUGAUAUUAAGAACGAUCGCAGCGACAUUAGUAAUAGUGGGUUUAGCGUGUUGGUGGUUUUUUGCUUAUGGAAAAGCGCUUUUAUGCAAGAGAACUGUGUAAUAAGGCGGAACUUUCCAAAUAUUAAAAUGUUUUCCUAGCAGGAACGGACUAAAGGCAUGUAAAUAUGAGUGAUCAAAACCAUAAAUAGAUCAUCUUUUAAUUGGUUGUAAGUUUAAUAUAAUAAUUUAUGUUUGUUGACCCUUUGUCAACUUACAAACAUUUAAAAUUUUGUAUUCAUACAUUUUGUUAAUGCAGUAUAUUUAAUUUUAUGAUUAAAUCCGAUAUAUUAAUGUUACUAAAUUACUAAAACGUGUUUAUUAGUAUUUCAUCGUACAAUGAGUUACAUUUUAAGUCAUAGAAAUUAAGACAAAUUAUGCAGGCUCAUUUUGACAUUGCGAUAUCAAAUUAAACCACAUAAUCGUCUUCAUCUCUGCUAACAUUGUGCCACAAAUCCCAGUUUUAAUUUUCUGAUCAUUCUGAACUUUUGUACGAUAUCAUCAAUAUGGGGUGUGCGUGAAUGUAUUUCUGACUGAUAGUAGGACAUUGCCGCUUUCUCUUAGUAGCAGCAUGAGGUCAUGUACAAUUAAAAUUACUUUUUAUUAAUAUUUACUUUGUUCGAAUCCAACACUCUUUUAUUUUACAUUUACGGUUCGAGUAACUUAUUGUAAAGAGUGAUUUUCAAAAAAAUAAUUGGGUGGUUUCAUUUAGUAAUGCAAUAUGAAAAUGAUUGUAUACUUAAGAAUUAUUGAUAUUAUAAUUUAUUUGAUAUUAUUUUAAUAUAGUAUAGCAGCUGUGCAUGCGUGAUAGUCCGUUCCGAAUGAAUUGAUGAAUUAUGCGGCUUCUUAUAAAUCAUAUAAUUGUCGGAUUUGUAGCUUCAAAAGUUACUUCAUAUAAAAUUAUUUAUGCUAUAGCCAAACUACCGUCUAAUGUCAUUGAUUAUCGCAUUAAUCGAGUAUUUAAAUAUUUCGAUGAAUGAACGAUUAAGAUUAAUAUUUCUAUAAGAUUGUAAAAUAAAUUAUUUGUUUGCAUUUGUAAAUAACGCAGUUAUUUCACAUUAUGCGAUUAACAUUUUUUUUUUUAUUUAACGCAGUAUUUUUAAUAUUUAUUUUUAAAGUUUUUUGUGUGUAGUGUGGCCUUGUUUUUACAGAAUUUACUUAUAUUUACUUUAAAACUUGUGAUUUUAUAUAAAAAUACGGGGGUAUGUAGUUAUUUAAGAUUAU